Didymodactylos carnosus is the source of this 318-nucleotide messenger RNA. NCBI's taxonomy places the organism in Eukaryota, Metazoa, Rotifera, Eurotatoria, Philodinida, Philodinidae. The record is from the annotation of a GenBank genome assembly.
AUGUCUAGUGCACAAGAAGCAGCCAAUGCUUUACCGAGCAAUAUUAACACGUCUGCUCUACAAGGUGCUUUUAGUAAUCCUAUGCAAUUAAUGUCUAUGUUGGACAAAAAUGGAGAUGGAAAAAUUACAAAAGAAGAUCUAGAAUUGUUAUUAAAACAAUUCGGUAUUAAUGGAACGGCAGCAAAAGUAUUAGCAAAAUACUUAUUUAAACAAAUUGAUGCAAAUAAAAAUGGUAUAAUAGAGCCGAGUGAUUUAGUACAAGCAUCAGGAUUAUUAUUAAAUUUAUUUAAAUUAAAACAAGAGAGAUCUGAUUUUUAA